CUGGGUCUUGUAGUUCUUGACCGCAGCAGAAUGGAGUUGUGUUGCACCCUUAAAACACAAUUUCCCAUAAGCCCUUCGUAGCCUUCUCUUUUACGGAGUCAUUCGGCAAGCCGAAAAGAGACGAACAUAGGGGCGAUGGACCGCUUCUGGACUCUAUGAGGAGUCGAAUCAUAACUUUCUCAUACAGAAGACGCAAAACGUGAAGAUACAGCGGGCAAUUUUGCUCCAACUACAUUCGGGAGAGGUGGUGGAGUGGUUGCCAUGGUGGAUAAAAUGUCAAGUUUCCUUCACAUUGGGGACGUGUGCUCCCUUUACGCAGAAGGCUCUACCAGUGGCUUCAUAAGCACACUGGGGUUGGUUGAUGACCGAUGUGUCGUCCAGCCAGACACAGGGGACCUGAACAACCCACCCAAGAAAUUCAGGGACUGUCUGUUCAGACUCUGUCCCAUGAACAGAUACUCAGCACAGAAACAGUUCUGGAAAGCUGCCAAACCUGGUGGAACCAGCACCACAGAAACAGUUCUGCUCAACAAACUCCAUCAUGCUGCUGAUUUAGAGAAGAAACAAAAUGAAUCCGAGAACAAAAAGCUUUUAGGCACAGUUAUUCAGUAUGGCAAUGUCAUCCAGCUCCUCCAUCUUAAGAGUAAUAAGUAUCUAACAGUGAAUAAGCGUUUGCCGGCUCUCCUUGAGAAGAAUGCCAUGCGUGUGACUCUGGAUGCUGCUGGAAACGAAGGCUCCUGGUUCUACAUCCAGCCCUUCUACAAGCUCCGCUCCAUAGGAGACAAUGUGGUCAUUGGAGAUAAGGUUGUGUUAAACCCUGUCAAUGCUGGACAACCACUUCAUGCCAGUAGCCAUCAGCUUGUAGACAAUCCAGGAUGCAAUGAGGUAAAUUCAGUGAACUGCACCACCAGUUGGAAAAUAGUUCUCUUCAUGAAAUGGAGUGACAACCAGGAGGUUGUCUUGAAAGGUGGUGACGUGGUGAGGCUGUUUCAUGCCGAGCAGGAGAAAUUUCUAACAUGCGAUGAACACAGAAAAAAACAGUAUGUCUUCCUGCGCACAACCGGGCGGCAGUCCGCCACCUCUGCCACAAGCAGCAAAGCACUCUGGGAGGUGGAGGUUGUUCAGCAUGAUCCCUGCAGAGGGGGGGCAGGCUACUGGAACAGCCUCUUCAGGUUCAAGCACCUGGCGACCGGCCAUUACCUUGCUGCAGAGGUAAAUCCAGACUAUGAGGAAGAAUGCCUGGAGUCCCGUUCCUCUCUGGACUCCGAGCAGGAAGUGAUGCGGGCACGGGCACGUGCACGUAACCCGCAGGAUAAGGUCAUGUACACAUUGGUGUCUGUUCCUGAUGGCAAUGACAUCUCAUCCAUCUUUGAGCUCGACCCCACCACAUUGCGAGGGGGAGACUCACUUGUGCCGAGAAACUCAUACGUGAGGCUCAGACAUCUCUGCACCAAUACAUGGGUCCACAGCACUAACCAGCCAAUAGAUAAAGACGAAGAGAAGCCAGUCAUGCUAAGAAUAGGAACUUCUCCUUUGAAAGAAGAUAAAGAGGCCUUUGCUAUAGUGCCAGUUUCUCCAGCAGAGGUCAGAGAUCUGGAUUUUGCCAAUGAUGCCAGUAAAGUGUUGGCUUCCAUUGCAGCUAAACUUGAGAAGGGGACCAUCACCCAGAAUGAGAGGAGGUCAGUGACGAAGUUGCUGGAGGAUCUUGUGUAUUUUGUGGUGGACAUUCCCAGCAGUGCUCAAGAUGUGCUGGAGAUCACAGUCAACAAACCCAACAGAGAGCGACAAAAACUUAUGAGAGAGCAGAACAUACUAAAACAGAUAUUCAAGCUGUUGCAGGCCCCUUUCACAGAUAGUGGCGAUGGUCCUAUGCUGCGAUUGGACGAGCUUGCGGAUCAACGCCAUGCCCCCUUUCGUCACAUCUGUCGCCUUUGCUACCGAGUCCUGCGUCAUUCACAGCAGGACUAUCGCAAAAAUCAGGAGUACAUAGCAAAGCAGUUCCGCUUUAUGCAGAAGCAGAUUGGAUAUGAUGUGCUUGCUGAAGACACCAUCACAGCCCUGCUGCACAACAACAGAAAGCUACUGGAGAAGCACAUCACAGCAGCUGAGAUAGACACAUUUGUGAGCCUGGUUCGAAAGAACAGAGAGCCAAGAUUUCUGGACUACUUGUCUGAUCUUUGUGUGUCCAUGAAUAAGUCCAUCCCUGUUACUCAAGAGCUCAUCUGUAAUGCUGUGCUGGAUCAAGCCAAUGCAGACAUCCUCAUUGACACCAAGCUUGUGCUGUCACGGUUUGAAGUGGCAGGGGCAGUCCUCGGAGAGAACGCUGAAGAAGAGGAGGAAGAUGAAGAGGAGGUUUGGUUGUUCUGGAAAGACAGCAGAGGAGAGGUGAAGAGCAAGAGUAUUAGAGAACUUGCACAGGAUGCCAAAGAUGGACUUAAGGAAGACCACGAAGUUAUCAAUUAUUAUAGGUAUCAACUCAAUUUAUUUGCUCGGAUGUGUCUGGAUCGACAGUAUCUGGCCAUCAACAAGAUUUCAGCACAGCUGGAUGUGGACUUAAUCCUGCGCUGCAUGUCAGAUGAGGAUUUGCCCUUUGACCUCAGGGCAUCUUUUUGUCGCUUGAUGUUACACAUGCAUGUAGACCGUGAUCCUCAGGAGCAGGUGACACCUGUGAAAUACGCUCGACUGUGGUCUGAAAUCCCUUCACAAAUUGCCAUUGAUGAUUAUGAUAAUGACGGGACGUCACGUGAUGAGGUAAAGGAGCGGUUCUCUCAGACGAUGGAGUUUGUGGAGAAUUACCUACGGGAUGUUGUCUGCCAGAGUUUCCCGUUCUUAGACAAAGAGAAAAACAAGCUUACUUUUGAGGUGGUAAAUCUGGCAAGAAACCUGAUUUAUUUUGGUUUCUAUAACUUCAGUGAUCUACUGAGGUUGACAAAAAUCCUGCUAGCCAUCCUGGAUUGUGUCCAUAUCAGCACUCCAUUUCCCAUCAAGCUGGACAGAGAACCUGGCAAAGGGAGUAAUGUGAUGAGAUCUAUCCACGGGGUGGGAGAGCUGAUGACUCAGGUGGUGUUGAGGGGCGGAGGGUUUCUUCCGGCUACAAAUCACAACCCUCCUGGCAGAGGUGAAGCUAAGAGCCAAACUGAACCUCAGAAACAAGACAUACUGGUGAUGGACACAAAACUCAAGAUCAUCGAAAUACUGCAGUUUAUUUUGAAUGUACGCUUGGACUACAGGAUCUCCUGUCUGUUGUGCAUCUUUAAGACAGAGUUUGAUGAGAGCACAUCUCAAACAGAGCCAUGUAUAAACCAAGACUCUCCUGCCAGUGUUCAAGGGGCGCUGGACUUUGAGCAUAUCGAGGAGCAGGCAGAGGGGAUUUUCGGAGGAAGUGAGGAGAACACUCCGUUAGAUCUUGAUGAUCACGGUGGCCGUACGUUUUUGAGAGUCCUGCUUCACCUCACCAUGCACGAUUAUCCACCGCUGGUGUCACGAGCUCUACAUCUCCUGUUCCGACACUUCAGCCAACGCCAGGAGGUCUUACAGGCCUUCAAGCAGGUUCAACUGUUGGUGACAAGUCAAGAUGUGGAGAACUAUAAGCAGAUCAAAUCAGAUCUGGACCAGCUGAGGUCUAUAGUAGAGAAGUCAGAGCUGUGGGUGUAUAAAAGACAGGGCUCAGAUUCAGGAAUGGACGCCGGGAACGUCACCAAUGAAUCUCACCACAAGGGGGAAAGGAACUCCAGUAAAUCAGACAAACCCAAAGUAGAGAGCACCAGCAGCACAAACUACAGAGUUGUGAAAGAGAUCUUGCUGAGGCUCAGUAAAUUGUGUGUCUUGGAGGGAAUCUCGGGAAAGAAGAACAAGAAACAACAGCAGCGGCUUCUUAGAAACAUGGGAGCUCACAGUGUCGUUCUGGAACUUCUCCAGAUCCCUUAUGAGAAGGGGGAAGAUGUUCAGAUGCAGGAGAUAAUGACUUUAGCCCAUCAGUUCCUCCAGAACUUCUGUGCUGGAAACCAGCAGAACCAAGCGCUGCUACACAAACACAUUAACCUGUUCCUCAACCCUGGGAUUCUGGAGGCAGUCACCAUGCAGCACAUCUUCAUGAAUAAUUUCCAGCUGUGCAGUGAGAUUAAUGAACGUGUGGUGCAGCAUUUUGUGCACUGCAUCGAAACGCAUGGCCGCAGCGUCCACUACCUCAAGUUCCUGCAAACCAUCGUGAAGGCUGAAAACAAAUUCAUCAAGAAAUGCCAAGACAUUGUCAUGGCUGAGCUGGUGACGGCAGGUGAGGAUGUGCUAGUCUUCUAUAAUGAUCGAGCGUCUUUUCAGUCAUUGGUUCAAAUGAUGAGGCUUGAAAGGGAGCGGCUUGAUGAAAACAGUGCGCUCAGGUAUCAUAUCCACUUAGUGGAGCUGCUGGCUGUUUGCACUGAAGGAAAAAACGUCUACACUGAGAUCAAGUGUAACUCACUGCUCCCCCUUGAUGAUAUUGUACGUGUUGUCACACAUGAGGACUGCAUUCCUGAGGUGAAGGUGGCCUAUGUGAACUUCCUGAACCACUGUUAUGUGGAUACAGAGGUAGAAAUGAAGGAAAUCUACACCAGCAAUCACAUGUGGAAACUCUUUGAUGAUUUCCUGGUGGACAUCUGCAGAGUUUGCAAUAGCACGAGUGACCGUAAGCACGCAGACACGGUUUUGGAGCGUUAUGUAACAGAAACCAUCAUGAGCAUUGUCACAACCUUCUUCAGCUCACCGUUCUCAGACCAGAGCACAAGCUUGCAGACUCGGCAGCCCGUGUUUGUGCAGCUGCUGCAGGGAGUGUUUCGUGUGUAUCACUGCAACUGGCUGCUCCCGAGUCAGAAAGGAAACGUGGAGGCCUGCAUCAAAGUGCUGAGUGACGUCGCUAAAGGAAGGGCAAUAGCCAUUCCGGUGGAUCUGGACUGUCAGGUGAAUAAUCUGUUCAUGAAGUCCAACAACAUAGUGCAAAAAACAGCCCUCAGUUGGAGACAGUCCGUCCGCAAUGCGACACAACGAGAUUCUGUCCUGACCACCUCCAGAGACUACCGCAACAUCAUCGAAAGACUUCAGGAUAUUGUGUCUGCUCUGGAGGAACGGUUGAGGCCUCUGGUUCAGGCUGAGCUGUCUGUGCUGGUGGAUGUUCUUCAUCGUCCAGAACUGCUGUUCCCUGAGCACACUGAAGCUCACCGCAAGUGUGAGAGUGGAGGAUUUAUCUGCAAGUUGAUAAAACACACCAAGCAACUACUGGAGGAGAAUGAAGAAAGGCUUUGUAUCAAAGUCCUACAGACACUGAGAGAGAUGAUGACCAAAGACAGAGGAUACGGGGAGAAGCUCAUGGGAUUUGAUGAUGAGAUGGAUGUCACGGAGGUGGUGGAUGACAGUCUGCCACCCAAACAGCUGGAAGAACGGAGGAGGGGCGAAGCAUUGCGGCAGCUGCUUGUCAAUCGUUACUAUGGCUUCAAAAGUGGUGGCCGUAGGGAGAGUCUGACUUCCUUCUGUAACCCGGCCCUCACCCCUGUAGGACCAAUCAAGAACCAGCCUGGGGGUUUGAGCAGGGCUGAGAUGUCAUUGAUGGAGGUGCAGUGUCAUCUGGACCGUGAGGGGGCGUCUGACCUGGUCAUUGAUCUCAUAAUGAAUGCAACCAGUGACCGUGUCUUUCACGAGAGCAUCCUAUUGGCCAUAGCACUGCUGGAGGGUGGGAACACGACCAUACAGCAUUCCUUCUUCAAACGUUUAACAGAAGACAAAAAUUCAGAAAAGUUUUUUCGAGUUUUUUAUGAUCGAAUGAAAGCUGCUCAGGUGGAGAUCAAAGCCACGGUUACAGUCAACACCAGUGACCUUGGCAACAAACGUUGUGAUGACAAUGCUCCAGAUAAAGAUACCCCACAACGCCGAAGAGUAAAAGAUUCAGGUAUCGUGGUGACGGACGAUGCCUGUGAGCAGCUCUUGGAGGCAUCUGCUGUGACUAAAAAGGCCUUUAGUUCAUAUCGGCGAGAUGCUGAUCCUGAAGAGGCUUUUGCCACUACUGAUGGAGACAAAGGGGGCGGAGAUAAAGGAACAGAGCAGGGGGAGAUGAGCCCUGUCAUUCUCAUCAUGCAACCAAUCCUGCGCUUCUUACAGCUACUGUGUGAGAACCACAACCAAAAUCUGCAGAACUUUCUUCGUUGUCAGAACAAUAAGAACAACUAUAACCUGGUGUGUGAGACCUUGCAGUUUCUGGACUGUAUCUGUGGGAGCACAACAGGAGGUCUUGGGCUGUUAGGUCUCUAUAUAAACCAGCACAAUGUGGCUCUUAUUAAUCAAACUGUAGAGAGUCUCACUGAAUACUGUCAAGGACCCUGUCAUGAUAACCAGAAUUGCAUCGCCACUCAUGAGUCAAAUGGCAUAGACAUCAUUAUUGCCUUGAUUUUGAAUGAUAUUAACCCCCUGGGCAGAAAACGAAUGGACCUUGUUCUGGAACUAAAGAAUAAUGCAUCUAAGCUGCUACUGGCCAUCAUGGAGAGUCGCCAUGACAGCGAGAACGCUGAAAGAAUCCUGUACAACAUGAGACCCAAAGAACUGGUGGAGGUGAUGAAAAUGGCCUACCAGCAGGGGGAGACUGAGUUUGAGGAGGAAGAACAGGAGAAUGGAGAAGACCAUGCUGCCUCACCCCGCAACGUUGGACAUAACAUUUAUAUCCUUGCACAUCAGCUGUCCCGUCACAAUAAGGAGUUGCAAUUACUACUGAAACCAAGCGGAGAGGACCAGGCCCUGGAAUAUUACACUAAACACACAGCACAAAUAGAGAUAGUCCGCCAGGAUCGCACUAUGGAGCAGAUAGUGUUUCCUGUUCCAAACAUCUGCUCAUUUCUGACCAACGAGUCUAAGCUGCGUGUGUAUUACGGCACAGAGAGAGACGAGCAGGGUAGCAAAAUCAAUGAUUUCUUCUUGCAUGCGGACGAUCUCUUCAAUGAGAUGAGAUGGCAAAAGAAACUGAGAGCUCAGCCAGUUCUGUACUGGUGCAGCCGGAACAUGUCAUUCUGGAGUAAUGUUUCUUUUAACCUGGCUGUUCUCAUUAAUCUGUUGGUGGCAUUCUUUUACCCUCUGGAUGGCAUGAACGACAGUCCACUGGAUCCCUCUCUUUCUCUCCUGCUGUGGGUGUGUUUGUUGGGGUCAUUGGGUUUCGUUCUGAUGUCACCGAGGCCAAACGCAGUGAGAGUUCUGGUCAUCUCCAUCGUUCUGCAGCUCGGGUUCUCUGUGGGACUGCAGCAUAUGCUCACGCUUCUGGGAACUUUUAAUGUGUGUAAUAAGAUAGUGUUCAUGGUGAGCUUCGUGGGUAACCGUGGGACAUUUACACGUGGUUACCGGGUAAUGGUGAUGGACAGAGAGUUCCUGUUUCAUCUGCUGUAUCUUCUCAUCUGUACACUUGGACUUUUUGGACACGUCUUCUUUUAUAGUCUACUGUUGUUUGACCUGGUGAACAGGGAGGAGACUCUGUUGAACGUCAUCAAGAGUGUCACUCGAAAUGGCCGUUCCAUCGUGCUGACAGCUGUCCUGGGCCUGAUCCUGGUCUACCUCUUCUCUAUUGUGGGAUAUAUGUUCUUUAAAGAUGACUUUAUUCUGGAAGUAAAUCGCAUCCCAAACAACACCCUGGAGGGGGUUCAUUUAGCUGAGGGGUUCUGCAGUGGAAAAAAUGGAUCAUGUCUAUCUGUGGAUGAUGAUGAAGAUGAUGCAGAGCGUGCGUGUGAUUCUCUAUGGAUGUGUAUGAUUACUGUAUUGAGUCAUGGUCUCAGAAGUGGUGGUGGAGUUGGAGAUGUUCUGCGCAAACCAUCCAAAGAGGAGCAUCUGUUUGCCGCGCGGGUCGUGUACGACCUGCUGUUCUUCUUCCUGGUGAUCAUCAUCGUGUUAAAUCUGAUCUUUGGUGUCAUCAUUGACACGUUCGCUGACCUCAGAAGUGAAAAGCAGAGAAAAGAGGAAGUCCUGAAGACAACAUGCUUUAUCUGCGGUCUGGAGAGAGAUAAGUUUGAUAACAAAACAGUGACAUUUGAGGAGCACAUCAAGGAAGAGCACAACCUGUGGCACUAUCUGUUCUUCAUCGUUCUGGUGCGGGUCAAGGACUCCACGGAAUACACAGGCCCCGAGAGCUACGUUGCUCAGAUGAUCAAGGAGCACAAUCUGGACUGGUUUCCACGUAUGAGAGCCAUGUCACUGGUCAGCAGUGAUGGCGAGGGUGAACAGAACGAACUGCGCAGUCUGCAGGAGAAACUGGAGUCCACAAUGAGACUGGUGUCCAAUCUGACCAAUCAGCUCACUGAACUCAAAGAGCAGAUGACUGAACAGAGGAAACACAAGCAGCGGAUUGGUCUGCUGGGAAACCCAGCCCACCUCAACAUCAAUCCACAACAGCCAGCAUGAGAGGCGACCUCUUAGAACAGACUGAAAUAAUUGAGCAUCAAGCUUGUGUGUGCAGAUUUACAAUGCAAGCUCAUACCAACGCAGCUGUAUAAACGGUGUGCUUAUCAUGAAAGGUAAUACACAGCAUUUGAAGGUUGACUCCCAUGAGAAGUGUAAACAACAGAGUAAGGGUUCUUACUUGGCAAUGUUGGCUGAAGUUUGAAGUAUGACCAGCUGUCGUAUAUCCAGUGCCACAUGGGGGAGUGUUUUGUUUGGUGAUGCUAGAGGCACAGAAAUGACACACACUACCUUAAAUUUGUCAUAAGUGUGCACAUAGGUCACUUAAAGACAUUUGAGCUUUAUUGCUGGCAUGGGUGCUAUACUAUCAUUUUAUUUUUAGACACUGACGUUACACUUCACAUAAAUGUUGCACUGUGUUCGAGUAUUAUAGGAUCGUUUCACAUCGUCAUACUAUCAAGGGUUUGUCAGAAUUGUCCUUUCAGUUUUCUUCCACCUUUUUAUAACUAAUAAUGGACUGUUUUGAGUUUUUUAUAUCAUGUGUGAAAUUUCAAUAUUGUUGCGUGUAUAUUUAUUUGGACUUGCAGAUGUGACUAUUUUAAUAGAUUUUAUUACCAGGAUUGGCAUCCGUGCAUAAGAAUAAAACCUACAUAUUGAAACUUUA
Triplophysa dalaica is the source of this 9058-nucleotide messenger RNA. It is a transcript of the gene itpr1a, whose product is annotated as inositol 1,4,5-trisphosphate receptor, type 1a. Gene Ontology annotation, molecular function: inositol 1,4,5-trisphosphate-gated calcium channel activity; inositol 1,4,5 trisphosphate binding. Gene Ontology annotation, cellular component: membrane; endoplasmic reticulum. Lineage: Eukaryota; Metazoa; Chordata; Actinopteri; Cypriniformes; Nemacheilidae. The transcript has 61 exons. Gene Ontology annotation, biological process: calcium ion transmembrane transport. The record is from RefSeq and is a predicted model, not a curated record. Bases 262 to 8397 code for a protein of 2711 amino acids.